Messenger RNA from Lacerta agilis (Sand lizard), 595 nucleotides. RefSeq names its product transmembrane protein 262 (gene CATSPERH). NCBI's taxonomy places the organism in Eukaryota, Metazoa, Chordata, Lepidosauria, Squamata, Lacertidae. The transcript is spliced from 3 exons. The record is from RefSeq and is a predicted model, not a curated record. The coding region runs from base 72 to 422 and encodes 116 amino acids.
GAAUGUGCUUUGCCUUCCUCAGGGUUCUCCUAAAUCAAUGAAGCAGCCAACUGCAGAGGGGCAUAGAGAGGAUGAGCUGGAAGGAUCCAUUCAUAACUAUCACCUUCCCAAGCAAAGUCAUCUACACCAUUGGCUCUAUCCUUAUGCUCAUCAUUCACACAGGUGUUCUCAUUGGUGACCUGUAUCACUUCUUCGUCUCACAAAGGGGGGACCUCAUGAGCUUCCAUUUUACGGUAGUGCUAUUGACCUCACAUACAGCCAGCUUCUACUGGGCACUGCUGGCAGCGAUCUACACCUUACAAGCGGACGACGAUGUGCUGAUGUACAUUGCCAUGACAUCUUUUGCCUUGAACUUUGUCGCCUUUGUUGCCCGCUUCAGCAUGGACUAUGCCACCAUUGAUUACAGAGAGGAACAGUACUAAGCAGCGAUUCUCAAAAAGGGGGGGGCACUCCCCAGGCUUAUUCCAGUUUGCCUCAAAGGAAGAAGGGAGGGAACAAAUGCAGCUUGGGGUUAACCAAGAGAGUUUAAUAGAACACCAACAAACAAACAGGUCUAUUGCUUCAGGUGUAAUAAAGUCUUGUAUUUUCACCAAGA